CGCGCGACGAAGGGGCGGGGCCGCGCGGAGUCAGCGCAGCCAGGGAUGAGAAACUUGUCCCGGAUAUUUACCUAACUAUACCUGGCUCUUGCGACGCGCCCCGUCCCGAGGUUUCCACCGCGGACUGUCUGAGGACCAUGAACCGUCUCUGAAGCGGGACGACCGAGAAUCAGUGCGAGACAGGCCGGCCUGGAUCCAAUAAUCGUUCACCUGGAAAACCAAGACAGGACACAUGUCCCCACUCAGUGACGAGCUGAGGGCAGGGUGUUUGUCUUGAGAGGGAGGCAGAGUUACCGUGGUAACAGACAUGCCAAAACCGGACCUGCUUUGCCUAGUUCAGCUGCUGGACGGCACUAUCGAGACCUUCAGAGUCAGCAAGCAAGAUGAAGGUGUGGUUCUGUUGGACACAGUAUGCGACCACCUGGGCCUGCAGGAGAGGCAGCUCUUCAGUCUGCAGAUCAGAGAAUCCAGCACAGCCAUCGCCACAGUCACAGCCAACACACACUCUCCUAGAUGGUUGGAGCCUGAGAAACCCUUGAAGAAGCAGAUAAAAGGUCUUGCAUCUCCCUUUUAUCUGAACUUCAGAGUGCGAUUCUUCAUCUCUGAUCCUAACUCUCUGCAGCAUGAACAGACGAGGCACCUGUACUUCCUCCAGAUCAGGAGUGACAUUAGAGACGGACGGUUGCAGUGUCCGCUGAGUGCAGCUGUAGUGUUGGCCUCUUACGCCGUGCAAUCGGAGAUGGGGGAUCACUGUCCGUCACGACUUCCUGGUUACCUUUCCAAGUGCCACUUCAUUCCUGAGCAGGAUGAGGACUUCCUGUCUAAUGUGGAGGAUCUGCAUCCACAGCACAAGGGGCUGAAGCAGAGCGAGGCAGAGCUGUGUUUCCUCAACACAGCACGGACACUGGAGUUGUAUGGAGUUGAGCUCCAUGCUGCCAUGGACACUAACGACGCCCCACUGAUGGUGGGUUUGGCCUCCAGCGGCGUUGCGAUAUUCUGUAAUAUGAUUUGCUCCAGUUUCUUCCCCUGGGGGAACAUCAUCAAGAUUUCAUUCAAGAGGAAACGCUUUCUUAUACAUCUGAAACGUAAACAUGGGGAGACCCAGGAUUGUGAGGUGUCUCUGAUUCUGCCUUGUCCCAAAACCUGUAAGAACCUGUGGAGGUCCUGUGUGGAUCAUCACUCCUUCUUCAGCUCCAACCGGACUGCCAGGAGCCCCAAACACAACAACAGCACGGUUCAGUCCUACAAAAAGCUGAUAACACAACACCUGGGUCUCAGCAACAGUAAACCUGAGAGUGGCCCAGUGUGCCAGCGUGUGGUGGGAGGGAUGGUGUGGAAUCCAGUCCUGCGGAGGUCGAUUUCAUCAGAGUACCUUGAGACCAAGAGUCUGCCCUCUAGAUCGCCCCCAAACACCCCCAACUGGCGAAGUCCUCGAGUUCGCCAUGGCAUCCGUAAACCUCGCCCAUCCUCAGUUGAACUUACGAAUGACCUGAAAGACAUGUCAGAGGGGGAGGACGUCUUCUACACAUACAGAGCAUCUGUAAGCAGCAGUAAGGACAGUGAGGGAGACGCUUCACCGCAUCACCUCUCUGGCUCUUACAGCCAGGGCACAGAUGAGGCUUUGUUACAAAUUGAUGACAGUAUAGGAGAGGAGGAUGGUGACAACAGCUCACACAAUUACCAUAAGGGCGCUCUCGGCGAUGGCGACCUGAUGCUGAUAUGUAUCGCCCCCGAUCAUGACGGCAAGUUUGGCUUCAAUGUUAAAGGUGGGGUGGAUCAGAAGAUGCCGCUGUCCAUAUCCCACGUUAAACCUGACUCCCCGGCGGGUCGAUGCGAGCCCAAACUCCUGGAGGGAGACCUGGUGGUGCUCAUCAACGGUCGAGACAUUUCCGAGCACACACACGAUCAGGUUGUCAUGUUCAUACGAGCCAGCAGAGAGUCGCACUCCAGAGAGCUGGCCUUGCUCAUCAGACGUAGAGGUCCCGGCCGGGUGGCACCCCUGCUGCAGUUGCCCCCUGCCCUCACGCUCACCGGCCAGUCACAGGGAGACAAGCUGUCACCUGGCCAGUCGGAGCGGGUCACGACACUGGAGGAAUCAAUGAGACAGCUGGAGAGAAGCAUACAGUCCGGCACACUCUGUUUCCACUUUGAGAAUUUAUACAGGAGGAAGCCUGGUCUGACACUAAACUGUGCUCGGCUCCCUGAGAACAUGGACAAGAAUCGAUAUAAGGAUGUUUUACCUUAUGAUGCCACCAGAGUGGUGCUUCAGGGCCAGGAGGACUACAUCAACGCCAGCCACAUCACGGUGGCGCCCCCAGUGUCUGGUGUAUGUUUACGUUAUGUCGCGGCUCAGGGUCCGUUGCCACAGACCUGCACUCACUUUUGGCAGAGUGUUUGGGAGCAACAGACACACACCAUCAUCAUGCUAACAACUCUGACAGAGAGGGGACGGACCAAGUGCCACCAGUACUGGCCACAUCCACCGGAAGUGAAGGAUUACGGACACAUGCGGGUGAAGUGUCACUCUGAGGAGUGUAACCUGGCGUAUGUGACGCGGCAGUUCACUCUGACACACACACAGCGGGGUGAGGAACGUGCAGUCACACACCUGCAGUAUGUUGCGUGGCCCGACCACGGUGUACCCGAUGACCCUUCCGACUUCCUGCUGUUCAUCAGCUCGGUCAGGGAGAGGAGGAGAGGUGAAGAGCCACUAAUGGUACACUGCAGCGCUGGUAUUGGACGGACAGGUGUUCUGAUUACCAUGGAAACGGCCCUGACUCUGUUGGAUCAGGGCCGGCCGGUGUUCCCGCUGGACAUUGUCAAAACAGUGAGAGAUCAGCGAGCCAUGAUGGUUCAGACCACGUGUCAGUUCCAGUUUGUGUGUGAGGCCAUUCUGCGAGUCUACAAAGAGAAACAAAAGGGAUCUACAGCACCGUAGCCCAAAUCAGCAACAGGACCAGAACAGAACAGACACACUUAACGUUUCAGCCUCACCUCAUUGCAGGCGACUGCCACGGAGGGACUAUAGCAGAUUAACCUCUGUCACCGCCUCUGAGACUGGUAUACAGACUGGAUAAUGAGAGUAUAACCAGCUUCAGAGCACAGCUGUCUGUGAUCUGUGUAGCCUAGAUUCAAUGUGGGAGUAUGAGUCUUAUACCUAGUCGGCCUUAGUGUUUGCUGAUAGUGCAUUAAGCUUGUAGAGGCUGCGGUCUCCAUAGAGACUGAUGUAAGACUGGUGUGAGCUGCUAAUUUCUGUCCAAGAGGCCACUCAGGAAUGUUGCCUCUACUUAUUAAGCUACAUGUGCCUUAGACUGACGCCUCCCAGUCGAUGGAUCGAACGGAGCGGCGGAGGCAGACCUGGAUCGUUAUAAUCUGUAGUUCAUCUGUGUGUCCAAAGACGAAGAGCAAGGCAGGCUUUAGAUCACUACAGCAGAUACUGUAAGGUCAUGGUGAUGCAGUCCGCCAGAGGAGCACCAAACCCCACUGUUCAACACUCUUAAAUUAUUAAGACACUAAAUAAACACACUGAUUUAUA
Epinephelus fuscoguttatus (brown-marbled grouper) is the source of this 3535-nucleotide messenger RNA. It is a transcript of the gene ptpn3, whose product is annotated as protein tyrosine phosphatase non-receptor type 3. Gene Ontology annotation, molecular function: protein tyrosine phosphatase activity; protein binding. Bases 308 to 2938 code for a protein of 876 amino acids. The transcript has 27 exons. Gene Ontology annotation, cellular component: cytoplasm; cytoskeleton; cytoplasmic side of plasma membrane. Lineage: Eukaryota; Metazoa; Chordata; Actinopteri; Perciformes; Serranidae. The record is from RefSeq and is a predicted model, not a curated record. Gene Ontology annotation, biological process: protein dephosphorylation.